CCACACCGCAUGAGAACUAAAGUGUUCGAUUGUUUCUGGUCGAACUGUUUAGACCGGUGCACCAGCUUGUGUGCGCAUCAGUAAAACUUGUGUGAUAAAUUCAUUGUAUUGCCUUCAGUAUUACGAGAAACAUCCGGGUUUUCUGAGAUUGCCAAAAGGUGUUUUUGACCAAAGUAGAGUCAUGGCUUCCCUGGGAAAUAACAGUCCCUCUGCAACUGAGUACACUGUGCGGGUUCCAAAAAACACCAGCAAGAAAUACAACAUAAUGGCUUUCAACUCUGGAGACAAAGUGAACUGUUCAACUUGGACGCAGGCUCGCAUGGAAAGAGACAUGAGUGCACGACGCAUAUACGGUGAAGAGGAGACAGUGGAGGGGGCAGCCGGCAGUGAAUUUGGUAAAAAGCAGCGAGAGGAAGCGCGAAGAAAGAAGUUUGGCAUCGUGACUCGCGAGUUUAAAGCGGAGGAUCAGCCCUGGAUUCUGAAGGUCAACGGAAAAGCUGGCAAAAGGUUCAAGGGCAUUAAGAAAGGCGGUGUUACGGAAAAUGCUUCCUACUACAUCUUCACUCAGUGUCCUGAUGGUGCAUUUGAGGCUUUUCCAGUCAACGGCUGGUACAACUUCACACCGUUGGCCAAGCACCGGACUCUCACCGCAGAGGAGGCGGAGGAGGAGUGGGGCAGGAGGAACAAGGUGGUGAACCACUUCAGCAUCAUGCUGCAGAGACGUCUGCGGGAGCAGGAACAUGGCGAGGAAGAUGAUGAGGAGAGCGAGAAGUCUGGGAAGAAGAAGAAGAAAGGAGGUGGAAAAGGAGGCGACCUGCGGAUUUAUGACCUUGAGGAUGACCUGGAGAUGAGCAGCGACGACAGUGACAGCAGCAUGGGGGAGGACGGUGAGGGCAAAACGAAGGUGAAGAAGGAGGCAAACAAAGGAAAGGGGAAGAACAAGAAGAAGAAGGGGAGUGACAAAGAGGCUCUGGAAGACAGUGAUGAUGGAGACCACGAGGGCCUGGAGGUGGACUACAUGUCCGACGAGAGCAGUUCAGAGGAGGAGCCAGAGAAGCUGAAGCCAAGCAAAGAGGAAGAUCACCCGAAAGGUAUUGACGAGGCCUCUGAGAGCGAGGAAGAGAGCGAGGAGGAGAAACCAAAUGAGGAGGAACAGAAGGAGGAAGAAGAAGAGGAGGAGGGGAAGAAAACACCAGUGCAGAUGGAGAAGAAAAAGAAAAAAGACAGCAGCGGAGAGUCAGACACUUCGGAUGACAGUGACAUCGAGGGAGAGACGGCUUCCGCUUUGUUCAUGAAAAAGCGCACUCCUCCCAAACGUCCAGGCGGUCGAGGAUCUGCAGGAAGCUCCAGGACCGGCAGCCGUCCAGGGACUCCAUCCAUAGACCCUGUGUCCACCUCCAACACACUGCGAGCUGCUGCCAGCAAACUCGAGCAAGGUAAAAGGCAAACACCAGGUCCGAGCACAGACUCUCCUGCUGCCAAGAGGCUGAAGAUGGACCCCAGCAGUCAAAGCCCGGCUCCUUCUGGGAAGAGCACGCCGCAACCGUCGUCUGGAAAGUCCACUCCCAGCUCCAACAGCGACCUGCAGCUGACAGAGGACGCUGUCCGGCGCUACCUGAUCCGGAAACCCAUGACGACAAAGGACCUGCUGAAGAAGUUCCAGACCAAACGGACUGGUUUGAGCAGCGAGCAGACGGUCAACGUCUUGGCUCAGAUCUUGAAGAGGCUCAAUCCAGAACGGAAGUACAUCAACGAGAAAAUGCACUUCUACCUUAAGGAGUGAACAUGUUUCAUUGUGUGGAGAGAAAAAAAAAACAGAUCAAUGUGUGUUGACUUAAGCUUUCUUUUUUUGUUAGAACCUUUGUAAUAAAAUGCAGUGAAAAUCCAA
This is a messenger RNA of Synchiropus splendidus (mandarinfish), 1888 nucleotides long. It is a transcript of the gene gtf2f1, whose product is annotated as general transcription factor IIF, polypeptide 1. Gene Ontology annotation, cellular component: transcription factor TFIIF complex; nucleus. Gene Ontology annotation, molecular function: DNA binding; RNA polymerase II general transcription initiation factor activity; TFIIF-class transcription factor complex binding. The coding region runs from base 182 to 1783 and encodes 533 amino acids. Gene Ontology annotation, biological process: transcription initiation at RNA polymerase II promoter; positive regulation of transcription elongation by RNA polymerase II. The record is from RefSeq and is a predicted model, not a curated record. Lineage: Eukaryota; Metazoa; Chordata; Actinopteri; Syngnathiformes; Callionymidae. The transcript is spliced from 14 exons.